AUGGGUAGGAAUCGAAGACAUUCUGCUGAUUUCAGGUAUGAUUCGCUGUCUCUUGAUGCAGGGUAUUGUAGAAUCACUAUUCUGGCUCCAAGGGCCUGCUGUAAGUUUGCUGGUCAGGAUCUUUCACUGAUAGAUAAAAGUUGGACAGAGGAGCCCGACAAAUUGAGUAAAAAGUUUCGGUCAGGUGUUGAUUCCUUUAUUGAGAUGACCAAAAAUCAUCUCAUAAGAAUCAAAAAGGACAAGUGUCGAUGCCCUUGUAAACAAUGCUUGAAUGGAAACGACCCAGUUUCGUUAGAUUUGGUCAAGAAUCAUUUGCUUAAAUAUGGAAUGGCAGUUAGUUAUAGAUAUACAAUAUGGUAUGAUCAUGGAGAAGAAGACAACCCUGCACAAGAUCAGUCAGCGUCAAGUUCUGUCAAUGUCCAUAAUGAUGAAACAACUUUUAUUGGGAAUGAAAAUGAGGCUAUACUUGAGAUGUUACGUGAAAAUGUUGAAUCCUUAACUUCUGAUGGGAAGGAUGGAGGGGAGAAAAAUAUUGAAGCUGAUUUAUCCAUAUUUUCCGCAUUAUUAGAUGAAGCUAAGCAAGAGCUAUAUCCUGGUUGUAAGGACUUUACGUCGUUAACAUUCUUGGUAAGGUUAAUGCAUAUCAAAGUUCUUAACCGCCUGAGUAAUAAAAGUUUCGAGAUGAAUCUGGAGUUACUUAAAAAAGCUUUUCCAAAGAACAACAGCAUUCCCAGUUCAUAUUAUGAAGCUAAAAGAAUGUUGAAGGGUUUAGGAUUGGGUUAUGAGUCAAUUCAUGCUUGUAAAAACGAUUGUGCUUUAUUCUGGAAGGAGUAUGAAAAGGAAGACAAAUGUCCGGUAUGCAGUGAAUCUAGAUACAAGUUUAAUGACGGUAAAGGUAAGAAGAUCCCACACAAGGUGCUGCGUUAUUUUCUUUUAAAACCAAGACUGCAGAGACUGUUUUCGUCAAAACACACAGCUCGUGACAUGAGAUGGCAUAAGGGCAGACAUGUCGAAGAUGGUGUUUUAAGGCAUCCAGCUGAUGCUGAAGCAUGGAAGGAUUUUGAUGCGCGGUAUCCAUGGUUUGCGGCAGAACCUCGUAAUGUGAGGUUGUGUCUUGCUAUUGAUGGGUUUAAUCCCUUUGGACAUAUGAGCAAUGCGUAUAGCUUGUGUCCAGUGGUGCUGAUGCCGUACAACCUCCCUCCUUUUAAGUGCAUGAAGCAACCUUUUUUCAUGAUGUCGUUAUUUAUUCCUGGACCGCAAGCACCUGGCAAUGACAUUGAUGUAUAUUUGCGCCCUUUAAUCGAUGAGUUAAAAGAGCCGUGGGAUGUCGGUGUGGAAACUCGUGAUGUCUCGACAGGAAAAGUUUUUUGUAUGCGUGCAGCUGUGUUAUGGACCAUAAAUGACUUCCCGGCAUACGCUAAUUUAUCUGGUUGGAGUACAAAAGGGUAUCUCGCCUGUCCCGUGUGUAAUGAUGAUCCGCCUUCACGGAAACUGAGAAGCAAGAUAGGUUAUUUGUGUCACCGACGGUUCUUGAAUCCUGGUCAUACCUGGCGAGAUAGCAGACUUCAUGAUGGACAUAAAGAAAAACGGGAUCCACCGGAAGAGAAAACAGGGGAUCAACUGUUGUAG
This is a messenger RNA of Papaver somniferum (opium poppy), 1629 nucleotides long. RefSeq lists its product as uncharacterized. The record is from RefSeq and is a predicted model, not a curated record. Bases 1 to 1629 code for a protein of 542 amino acids. Lineage: Eukaryota; Viridiplantae; Streptophyta; Magnoliopsida; Ranunculales; Papaveraceae. The transcript is spliced from 3 exons.